CACGUAAACCCCCCCUCGGCAGACGUGUCUUGUUCACAAAGCGGAAACUAUCGGGCGUCUCGAAUAUUUACGAAAGCUGACAGAACAAGCGAGGUUUCCACAAAAAGUAUUACAAUCAAGAUGACGUCUACCAUGGCAUAAGUAUAAGUUUGCGGUCCUCUGAACCAAUACAAUAGAAUGGCGACCAUCACAGGGACUGUUAAAAUGGCAGCUUCCCCACCUAUACGCGGUACUGGCGAUGGGAUGGAAACAGAGGAGCCUUUAAAAUCCUCAGAGGUACAGGCCCCUCAUGCCAAGGCAAGGCAAAGCCCGAAAAGAAAAACUAUGCCGACUCCAUCGCUAAGUCCCGGUGUCCUCCAGCUUGGAAAAAUCCAGAGCGACAAAGCAGUCGAAAUUGAAGCUUUCAGAAUUCAGGUGCCCAAAUCUGCCAUAACACAUACAGUCCUACCUAAACAUUCAAAACACCUGGAGGCAAACGGACAUUGCAAGUCAGAAGGAGCAGAUGGUAUCAUUGAUCCUUGGAAACAUAUCUCUGAAUUAAAAAGCACUAUUGAAAAAAUGAAGAAUUCCGAGAGGAGGUUAUUACAAGAUAAGGAGGGCCUUUCUAACCAGCUAAAAGUGCAAACUGAGGUUAACCGCGAGCUUAAGAAGUUACUUGUGGCAUCCGUAGGAGAUGAUUUGCAGUACCACUUUGAGCGUGUAGCCCGAGAGAAGAACCAACUUAUUUUGGAGAACGAAGCCCUGGCGAGGAAUACCACCCAGCUAUCUGAGCAACUGGAGCGGAUGUCUAUACAGUGUGAUGUAUGGCGCAGUAAGUUUUUGGCAAGCAGAGUGAUGGCUGACGAAUUAACCAAUUUAAGGACAAAUUUGCAGCGGCAAAACAGGGAUGCCCAAAGUGCCCUUCAGGAUCUAUUAAGUGAGAGAGAGCAAUUUCGCCAAGGAAUGUGUGACACGCAAAAGUUGUUAGAAGAGCUUCUGGUUUCUCUGCAGUGGGGGAGACAACCGACCUACUUCCCUGGGCCUAAGCCUCACACUACAGCAGAGCUGGUAGCGGCUAACCUCCGGGUAGCAACGGCGGUCAAGUCUCAUCUUAUAGGAAAUAUUGGCUGCCCAAGUCCAAAGCAGACAUCAGCGGCAAUCGAGUUUUGCAGCACGCCUGCUGAGAAAAUGGCAGAAAUGGUGCUGAGGGUAUUGGAUCCGACAGCCUGUACUGAGAGUUCAUCAGAUGUUCCCUUUCCUGACUCCACAUCCUCAUCCAUCUUAGUUGCAACGAAAAAUAUUGGCCGAUUUCAUCCUUAUACCAGAUAUGAAAAUAUAACCUUCAAUUGCUGCAAUCGAUGCCAUGGGGAAUUGAUUGCCCUAUGACACGACACAACUUCUUGUUUCUUGAUUUUCAGUAUUUGCAGUGAGAUGCUACUUCAUAGGUCAAAAAGGUGACCAGUAAGGCGUCAGUCUUAGCCCAGACUCAUAUAGCAGAUCGUUUCUUGCCCUCUGUGGCAUUAAACUCAUGACGUCUUACUAUUAAAUCACUUGAAAGUACAUUAAAAGUAUUUGGUUUGAGAUUUGCUUUCCUUAUAGAUAUCAUAACCACCUUUCAAACUAUGCAAAACUUGAAUCACUCUAAAGACCAAAACUGCAUUUUUGCAUAAAACUGUUUAGUACUUGGAUGUGUGUGAGAUGGUUUGUUCAUUGAUAUCUGAUUUUACGGUUUUAAAGUUUUCUUCUUUGUUACAGUAUUUUUGAGGAGAAAAAAGGUUUAUCCAUUCCAGUAUUUAAGUUGUUACUCAAAUCCAGAUAUUUCUAUUAAAAAUUACCAGUUUUACAUAA
Molecule: messenger RNA, 1827 nt
Organism: Spea bombifrons (plains spadefoot toad)
Lineage: Eukaryota; Metazoa; Chordata; Amphibia; Anura; Pelobatidae
Gene: BLZF1
Product: basic leucine zipper nuclear factor 1
Exons: 8
Coding region: 178-1365 (395 amino acids)
Biological process (GO): Golgi organization; Golgi to plasma membrane protein transport
Cellular component (GO): Golgi membrane
Source: RefSeq, a predicted model, not a curated record